CUAGAGGUUUAAAAGUAUUAAACCAGGAAGUAAACAUUUUUCUGCCGUUGACAGUAUUUUUUAGUAUUUUAAAAGAAAGAAUGACUGACAGCGAUCCUACUGAAAGCAGAUCAGCAGAUUUGACUUCGUGUCUACCAGAUCUCGCGAAUGAUUUCACAGGGUAUCUAGAUGUUGAUGCAACAAAAGAGAAGCAGGCUUUCUACCACAGCAUUGAUGAGAUGCUCACAAAGCUGGAUGAGUUUGGAGGACUUGUUGACUCAAUCAGAAGUGACACUAGCCUGUGUGUGGAAACCAAUGUACGGAAUAUACAGACCAAAUGUGAACAAAUGAAACAAAUAUUCGCUAGAGUGGACCAACUUGAGGCGUUUGUGUCCCUAGUUAAACAAAAUGUGAACACAGUGGAGGAAUGUGUGAACAAGGCCGAGUCUGAUAUGAGCUCCUUCCCCAGCCUGAAAAAGGUCUUCUCCUCUCUUGUCGGCAGUAAAAAGCAGAGCCAAAAUAAAGAGAAGUUAACUUUCAAUCCUCCAGAUAUUUUCCUCACUGAGGACUUUAUCACUCCGGUUCAAAGUGUGGUGAAAAUAGAUCAGUCAAUGAUGGACACAAGUGGGAGUAAAUCAGUUCAGAGUAAAGAAAGUGAUUCUACUGAACAAACAUCGAAAGAUGGUUAAAUACAUCCUUUAACAAAGGCUAUCGAGCAGUAUACGCACCAUACCUAGAUUAUUAAUACUCUACACUGUUCAUCCACAUGUGUUCCAAAUGGACAAACUGUCGACACAAGGAGAUGUAGCCUGUGCAGGGACAGGCACUAAGCCAAUGACUGUGGAUUGUUGUUGCCAUAGUUUUUAUUAUAAUUUGUUUAUAUAUUAUUUAAAAAAUGUGAUAAGUUUCAAAGCUUCAUUAAAUGUUUAACAGUGGCUGUGUUCUUAUUAAGGAAGUUUUGAGCCUUGUUGCUUGUGAAAUAGUAUUUGAAACAAUUGUCUCGGUUUGGUCACUAUUUUACCCACGACUGUGACAAUACAAUACAAAGACAAUAUGACAUACCAAAUAUCCAGUGCUCUCAUACCUAUAUUAUAUCUUCUUAUUGAUGUCAUUAUUGGGGUAUGAACGCAGUUGGUCUGGUUUAUGUCUGUGGAGUGUGAAUGACUGACCACGUAUACUUUUACCUGGCCCAACUGUGUUCAUAUUCCCGAUAUGACGUUAAUCACGCAAUUCAUUACUUAUGUUUACACCAAUAGUUAUUAUUUAUUUCCAGAAUUUCUGAAAGUACUUCAUUUCAUUUCAGAAAACCUUUUAGUAAUUCUUUCCUCACCCAUUUUGUAAAUAGAACAACCUGACAAUAACCGGAAACAUUUUGUCAUAUGAUGACAAGACAACGCAGGAAAAACUUUAUAGGUGAUUUUUAACGUAAAAAUGAAACACAAACAAAUCAAAGUAUUAAUACUUUUUAACAUGUUGAUUCAAGUUGAUUCAUGGCCUGAUGACACAAUAACAAGAUAAACAAUUUUCAAUUUACAUGUAUAUUUAUAUGCCAUCAUUUGCAAUCCAAAGGUGUUGCGUUCAUUAGAUAAUAAUUGCAAUUGUCAUAAGGCUGCUCAUUUUGGGAAUGGAAAUUGAGGUGUAAAUAUUAAUAUAUUCAAUAUUUUAGGAAGACCCUAAGCCUCAAACAGAAUGUUUCCAUAUUUCUAUAAAAACUAAAACCUAAUACAUAAGAUAGGACGCAGGCAAUUGUUUCCCCAACAUUCUGGGGGUAAAGAAGUAUACAUAGUAUAAAUGGAACAUGUAAUAGCCCUUUUUAAAGCUUCAUCAUAAAUAUAAGUGUUUUGGCCCUCAAAAGCUCAUUUCAAUCAAAUGUAGUGGUUAGAUUUCCAUGGAAUUGGAUGUCACCUGUUUCAGCUCACAUCAUUGUCAAACCCAUUACGAGUUACAAUUGUAAAUUGAGAUUUUUUUCUGAUUUUAAUAAACUGUGCAUGUAUUUUAGACUUUUAGUGUUAAAGGGAUAGAACUCUGGUAUUACCAUACCAAAUAUUUAUCGAUGGAGCUUUCGUUUUUUUGUGUUUAAACAAAUUAAAUAAGAAAUUAGCUUUA
Messenger RNA from Mya arenaria, 2085 nucleotides. RefSeq names its product biogenesis of lysosome-related organelles complex 1 subunit 4-like. Gene Ontology annotation, cellular component: BLOC-1 complex. NCBI's taxonomy places the organism in Eukaryota, Metazoa, Mollusca, Bivalvia, Myida, Myidae. The record is from RefSeq and is a predicted model, not a curated record. The transcript has 5 exons. The coding region runs from base 81 to 668 and encodes 195 amino acids.